Phytophthora nicotianae INRA-310 is the source of this 303-nucleotide messenger RNA. RefSeq lists its product as hypothetical. The record is from RefSeq and is a predicted model, not a curated record. Bases 1 to 303 code for a protein of 100 amino acids. NCBI's taxonomy places the organism in Eukaryota, Oomycota, Peronosporomycetes, Peronosporales, Peronosporaceae. The transcript is spliced from 2 exons.
AUGAGCCAGCCCGGGGCUUCUAAGCGGUCCGCGCCAUAUACGGGCAGCCGCGAGAGUCAACGCCGCAGACUAGUGUCACCUUCCGUUCUGAUCGACGCAAUGAAGAAUCGCGAGCGGCGCCCAAAGCACACAUUCAACCCCUCGAAGACGCAACAACGAGUUAAUGAACUGAUCGCUGCCCCGGAGAAUGCAGGUGAGGACCCUGCUGCUGAUGCCGAUUGUAUGGUUUCGUCCCGUUCUACCAAGCUCAUAGACCCGUGUUAUGAUCGGCACGACGAGCAUGGUAUGCCGACGGACCCGUGA